Molecule: messenger RNA, 10634 nt
Organism: Rattus norvegicus (Norway rat)
Lineage: Eukaryota; Metazoa; Chordata; Mammalia; Rodentia; Muridae
Source: RefSeq, a predicted model, not a curated record
UUGGAUUCUUCCUUCCUACGGGAUUUAAAGUGACUAUGGUGGUUGUCAGACAAAGUGACUGGCAGUACACAACAGGAAUCUUGCUUCCACCUGUGGGGGCCCAAGAAGCCAAUGUGUUAUAGAAAAGGAGCCCAGUGACUUUUCUAGUCAGCCUUUCUACAUAGCCUUUCAACUGUGUGCUCCCCAGGCUGCUGCUUUGGGGGGCAGGGAUACAGGUCAAGGUGCUUCGGGGCUCCUUCCCAGCUCAACUUCGAGCUCUAUUCUUCAAGCUAAACUCAAUUGUUUGAGUGAGUUCGGUUCCCGUUUGUUCAUGCCUUCCUUGUUUCUCAACACUGCCAAUAAGAGAAAUUGCAGCCGUGCCGCACAUCCCUUACGUUGUCUGAUACACACAAACCGAUAAAGCAUGAAUGGACAGAGUAAUCUGAUUUAUGCUGUCCCCCAAGGGAAUCUGUUCUCCUUGCACUUCUCUGAGCCUUGUUGCCUCUCACCUCACCACUGAUAAUUCGGAUAACUUUCUCCCAGAGGUGGUUGGGUUCCCCCACCUCCCUCUUUUCUUCCCUCCCUGUUAUCUUUAUGCUCUAAAGGACAGAAGUUAGUCAGAAAAGACAAAAAGUAUUGUGUAGAAAUUAAGACUGACCCUCACAGAACACACCAACGCUGGUUAUUUCUCCAGGUGAACAACUGCACAUUAUUUUGUUUUCUCGCACUGCUGCUAAAACUAAAGAACAUUUAGCUUGUUCCUCGCCCAAGUUUACUGGGGUAAGGUACUAAUGCUGAGACCUUAAUGGGAAGAUAUGAUAUGCCAUUGUUUGGAAUUUAAAUAAUGAUGCUUCCCUCUCUCUAUAUAUAUAGAGAUACAUCAUAUAUGUCCCUUACAAAGAAUAUAACGUUUGGGGGCAUAUAUUGUAUAUUAAUUGAAAUUUCACAUUUCCCCCAAUAUCAGCAUAAUCCCAUUGUGCUGCAGCAUGGAAACACAUGGCUGCUUCAGGAGUGAGGAAGGCCUGGAUGAAGUAAUACCAUUUUGAUUGAGCGAGCCCUCACAAUUUGCGACUCACCCUUUCUGACUUGUCAAGUUCCCCCCCUCAUCUUUGUUAAUGAGCUUUUUGUAUUUUUUCAGUAUGCCAUUACCUUGAAGCUAUUUGUUUCCUGCCUUCGGGCUUUAAAAAUGAAAAAUGCUCACGCUUCCCCUUUCUUGCAGGAGGUAGGCAUAUAGGAGGUAGGUACACAGCACAUCAGCGUGCAGGAGGUAGGCGUUCAGAAAAUAGGUGGGCAGUGGGCUAGCUUCCAGAGGUUGGCAUGUAGACAGUAGGUAUGUAGGGGGCAGGCAUAUGGUAUCCAGUUUCAUUCCCAUCAGUCUUCAGAGGCAACAGAGAGCACAACCUUUGAGAUGAACCCUUGGUAAUCAGCCUUAUGUAGUGACCUAUCCAUUUGUCUAGCAUCCCUUAUUUGAGACUACUUUAAAGAAAGGAAAAGAGGACUUGGAGGGAUUGCUUACACACCUAUGUGUAGACAAAUACACACAUGCACACAAUUAAAAAUAAAAUUAAAAUCUUAAUGAAAAGGAGCGGGGAAACCUGUUAUUGGGAUUGAUAGUGGAGCUUACAGGCCAGAUGCUUUCUCCCGUUCAAAAGUGUUGUGGGCUUUGCGGAGUUUUACUUUGUAAUUUGGCACCAUUCUCCUGUAGAACACUAGAAUGUUCAAAAGUGCCCAAGAAUGCCCCCUUGGAGAUCUCCCAGGUUUCAGCCAAGAGCUAGAGAAAGUAGUUUUCUAUUUAUUCAUAGUAGUCAUCUUUCUCUUCCACAAAACCAUUAUCUUGAGAAUUCCUAUCUGAAAGUCUGUCUCCUGCUGCUCACCUUGUGACAGACAGCUUCUCUCCAUCGUUGAGGACUCUCUUAAGGCCUCUGUCUUCCUGACACUGUGCCUGACAGUUAUUAUCAAUUAUGAACUUUGUUUGGUAGACCAGAUAGACUUUUUAAGUCCCUCCAGCUGCCCUGGCUGUGAUCUCAUCCCACCCUAAGCUGUAACAGCUAACUGGCUAUGGUUAUUAUACCAUUCAUGCUGUGUUUUCCACACCAAGCUUGACCUCAAUCUGAGAAUUCACCAAAAUGGUCUUCUCUCCUGAGAAGGUCUCACAGAUGGUCUAGUCCCCCAUUUAUUUCUUCCCUCCAUCUUUUCUUGGAGCAGUUACAUAAGGGCAUGUAAGUGUCUGACCUGCUUGCCUGAGACCUGCUUUUCACAUCUUCUAGUGUGAUGGAGAUGUAACAGUUAACUUUGAAAAUUCAAACGGGCACAUGAUACACAUCGGAGAGGAAGCUACCCAAGAGGAGAAUGUAGGGAAACCUGAAGAAGGGAAUGUCUCUGUGUGUGAGAAAGGACCACCUCGAGAGGAACAGGCAGAAGAGAAGACAGAGAACUCUGAGAUCCACUCUGAAACACCGGCUGCUCUACCUCCUACCGUUCCUUCUAAACCUAAACCCAAACCCAAACCAAAAAAGUCUUCUGUGCCUCCCAAAGGAGGCACCACGUCUGGGGCCAGCCACAAAGGGGAUGAAGUACCUCCUACUAGAAAAAAUGUCAAGGCUCCCAGUAAGCAGGCCCCCGUCCCUCCGCCCAAGCCAACGAGCCGAAACACAUCCCGGGAGGCUGCUGGUUCCUCUCACCCGAAGAAAACAACUGGUUCCAAAGCCUCAUCCUCACCAUCUGCUUCGUCCACCUCCUCUCAUCCCAGAGGACCCAAGGAGUCACUCACUGGCAAAGCAGGCGCGGUUGGGACCACAAGGGGCAAGAAAAAGAUUAGCAAGCAGCCAGCAGCGGCGGCAUCCCGACUGUCCCCCAACACAGUCACUUCUGAAACGUCUAGUCUUAAAGGAGAGCUCUCAGACACUGGGGUAGAGAGCCUCAAGCCAGAGGAAACUGUUGCUGGAGCAGAGGAGGAGGCCACAGGCAAACCCAAGGCGGUCGUCGUCGCUCUGCCACCUGUCACAGUACCGCCAUCUUCACCUGCCCUUCCUCUGCCCCCUGAGGAUCCAUGCACUAUUGCCUUGGACACUCCCAUGGUCCUAGUCAGUGAUGGACCCACCCUGCCCAUCUCUGCCUUAGAAACAAGUCCGCUCCCUGGGACUGAAGAACCAGCGAACAGAACCACUCCGUACUCAAGCACCGGCUUAGGUGGGAGCCGAGAGCAGGCAAAAUGUUUUACAACCAAAGAUGGGCCGGGAAAGGCUGGACCUCAAUUGCUGACCCCUGGACAGAUGGGAGACUCAUUAGAAUCCUUCAGUGCCCCAGAGGAUGAGGCCCCAAGAGAGUACCAAGCCAAUGACUCUGACUCGGAUGGACCCAUCUUAUACACAGAUGAUGAUGAUGAAGAAGAUGAUGAUGAUGACAGCACUGGAGAAAGUGCAUUGGCAAGUAAGAUCAGACGAAGGGAUACACUCGCCAUCAAACUUGGCAACAGACCAUCCAAGAAAGAGCUAGAGGACAAAAACAUCCUGCAGCGAACGUCUGAAGAAGAAAGGCAGGAGCUGCGACAACAGAUCGGAACCAAGCUGGUCAGGAGACUCAGCCAGAGGCCAACCACUGAAGAAUUAGAGCAGAGAAACAUCUUAAAACAAAAGAAUGAAGAAGAGGAGCAGGAAGCAAAAAUGGAACUCAAACGGAGGCUCAGCCGGAAGCUCAGCCUAAGACCUACUGUGGCAGAGCUACAAGCCCGAAGAAUCCUGCGGUUUAAUGAGUAUGUGGAAGUCACAGAUUCCCCGGACUACGACAGACGUGCGGACAAGCCCUGGGCCAGGUUGACACCUGCGGACAAGGCAGCAAUAAGGAAAGAACUAAAUGAAUUUAAAAGCACGGAAAUGGAAGUUCACGAAGAGAGUCGACAGUUUACAAGGUUUCACCGUCCAUAAUGAAGCAUGGGACAGCUUGGAAAUAAGGACCCUGACAUUGCACUGAGAUUUGAAUGUGUGUGUUUCCGUUUCGUUGUGGUGAAGGAGGUGUACGACUCGGCUUUGGUUGAAGACGCUCCUCACCCUGACAGCCCAGACGAGGGCAACAAGCUGAGAGGCGGAUGCGGCAAGCCUGGCUGCCCACGGUGUGCACUGAUAUAAGGGGCACUCUGACUCUCUCAGCUAUGUUUCAGCGGGAAUUUUAAUCAAAGAAGACAAGCAGAAGACAAUCGCCAGUUUGGCUACCAGAAAGCCAUACGGUAUAGCACGUGUGGGUUCACAAACAAUAGACAUUGGAAUUGCUGGUGGCCACCCCAACAGGGUGGGAGCUGAAACUGAGAAAGAGAGAGAACCGUUUCAUUAUGUUAAUGAAGAGAAGAAGAGUGAAGAGAAGUAUAUUUUUGAAGUAGGCGUUCGGUAGCUGAGGACUUCCUAAGGGAUUUGGGAACCUACUCAACCAACGUAGAUUCCUUAAAGACUUCAUUCUAGAACAUUCUUGUUUCACCAAUAAUGGUUCUGUGUAGUAGCCUCUUUUUUUUUUUUUUUUAAUGUUGUGCCAGUGAACCCAGUUGCCAGAAACAAAUAUGAGUGUUCAUUCAAUGCAAGGAGCUCCUACCAGCUCUCACCAAGCAUGCUUGCUCUUGCUGUGUUGCAUGCCUUUCAGUAGUACAGCCAAGCCCACACUUUCUUAUAUUGCUUCCCUAACGUAUGAGCGCUCUACAAGGGUAACAGGAAUGAGGUCAGAUGCAAUGUGACCCUGUAAAACUGUGGCAAGCUUCAGAAAUAAAUCUUCUGCUCUUUCCCUGUCUUGAUUCUCUCCAAAGUCAGGAAACCAUCCUUUAGCUAAAGAAGAUGACCCGGACAGUCAUGGUACCCUUUAAACACUCAAUCCAGAGUUGUCACUUAAGCAACAUACAAGUGUCUGCUGCCUGCUCCAAGUCCUGAGAGGGGAUUUAAAGAACAUACCAGAUAGUUUAAAAUCCUGCAUUAAUUUUUUUUUAAUAUUAGGUUGCUGCUAUUUUUUUUAAAAAAAAGUGAAACAGUAAAAACCAAGCAUAUGAAUUUAACAAAAAUAUCCUGAGGCUUAAAGGAACACAGAAGACGACUUCUGGUUUAUGUAAAGGAAACCUUACCUUCUCUGAUGAAUUUGUGGAUCAUAUCCAUAUACCCGGUAUUUACUCCCCAUGCCAGAGAAGCAGUAAGAUCCCCGGGCCAGCUUCCCCAGGAGUCUGUAAUCAGUCUUGUUUACAUUAAAAAGCUUCCCCCCUCAAAUUGUUCUCUUCAGUGUCCGGCCCCAGCACAGAACCCCAGAAGGGCUUACUUGUGAUACUACCUUGAAUUUCGUUGUCCCUUAACAAUUGUUUUAAGCCCCUUGGAUUAAAAGAAGAAGAAAAAGAAGGCAGAAUCUAUAUCAUGCUUUUUUUUUCCUUAAGAAGGCAGAAUCUAUACCAGGUCUAUCUCAUUCUUUGAUCUGGAGCUAUGCCGAUUCUGAAGCCUGUAAUUUUCUAUUUCGAGUGAACAGUCAGCCUCGAAUCAGUCAAGUAAGUGUAGGCCCUGCCAUUCUGUGGUAUCUGGAGGGACCGCUUGAAAUUUGAUGAUUUCAUUUAAAAGUGAACGUGGUUAGCGGCAGCGGACUGUUGUGAAAGCCCAGAGGAACCGCGCCACGAGGUAACCAGCGUUCAUGCACCCACCGCCGUGCUUAGCCGUUUGCGGUAAUAAGACAAGGCUGCUGCCUACACUAGUUCGUCUGGCUAACAGCAUGAGGCAGACUUUGCUUUUGAAAUAGUGUCUGUGCGUGCACUAGUGUUUGUCUUUGUCUUUGGGGGCUUGCUCGUUCUAUUGUUGUUUUGCAGUGCCGGGACUGAACCAGGCCCUUGCGCAUGCUCUGUGUACUCUAACCCCUGAGCCAACACCCCUAACCUUCGUUUGACAAGAGUCUCAACUCAACCGUGAAUAGUAAUUUUGUUCUCAUUACUUAUAGAGUAGUUUUCCCUCGUGAUAUCCUACUAUCGUCUUAGUGUCGUGGGAAAAAGUGACAAGACAGGUGAUGUUCCUUCGUCUAUGCUUAUAAUCUCGAAACGUUUUAAAAACCUUCUAAUGAAAUGUCCUCAAAAUGUUGUAAAUUCAAGACAGGAGCAACACGGCUUGCCAUUCAAAGUGUGUUUCAUAGAAAGUUUCUGUCUGGUUGGUCAAAAGAACCUUUUUUCCCCACUAGUGGUGCAGGUGACACAGGUUUUAAUCUUCCACAGUUAAUGUUCAAAAUGCCACGCAUCGUUGAAGCUCCCAGUUCAGCCCCCAGUACUGCACAAACGAAAAUCUGUCUCCUGAUAACAUCUGCCAGAUUGGUGUUACCUACACCUUUUCUUCAUACUAACUGAUACAUUUCAAGAAGCUUUUGUGAGAAAGUUUAGAAAGCUAAAAAAUUAACUACUAACGGUCUAAUAUUUAAGUAACCUGGGACCACUGAUGACUUCAUUAUGAUGGCCUAGUACCUGUUUUAAAAGCCGUGGGAAGAAUUAAAAUAUCACGAGCCAAGCUGUACUUCUCAGAAUAAGGCUCUACUUUGCUGGGUAAUUUGUAAAGGCAGAAACGUUUAAAGGCUACAUAGCCUUAGCAGCAGCUCACUCACAGGUCUCCAUCCAGGCAUCCCCACAGAAGGCAAAGCUCCCUCUCCCUGUAAUUACCGCUCUGCCCACUGCCAGCAUUUCUGCAGUCCAACCAACAAGCAGCUACUCUUUAAGAAAAUAAAUGUGUGCAGAAACCAGGGCGUGCGUGCGUGCGUGCGUGUGUGUGUGUGUGUGCAUGUGUGUGUUGCCAUUGUAACACAAUUCCAGUUUUUCACUAAAGCAUACCAUUAGGCAAUGGAGUGAGCGUUCCUGACUCCGGAGUUAUACUAAGGAAAAGAAAAUUAGCCCACCUCACUGGAGGCCCCAACAAGAAAAGAAACUGGACCAGACAGAAAAGCCAAAGUGGCCAUUCGGAGGGAGACCCUGUUGGUAUUACGGUAUUGAGAAGACACUAAGCUCCCUUCACGCAGCAGCCUCGUGGUCAUCACCAACCAACCAACGUGACGAAUGCAGUCCUAAUCCGUGUUCGCCAGGGGCACCUUGGCUGGUCAUUUCCUGUAGGUAUGAAAUGUCUGGUGGUUUUGUGUGAGCUAUAAUUUACCUUUAUGUUUAUUCCUUAAGUUGUUUUAACCCGAAGUCUGCAAUAUCCAGAGAACCAUCUCGGGUAUUUGAGCACCUAUUAAAGGAAAGGCAAGCAUAUCCAUCUCUCUGCCUUCCCAGUGAAGAAGCUGACUUUCUGGUUUCUUUCUUCUUGCCCUUAUCAACCCAAUGAACGCAGUUCUCUGUCUCCGAUGUCGGGAGAAAGUUCUGGAACUUAAUUGCAAAUAUAUUUAAGGAAAGAGAAGAAUCUAAUAAGCCUUUCAAAAACCACCAAGUAUGGAAAUGAGUCGUGAGUCCUGAGAAAAGGUCAGGCAGGCUUUGUAUCCUGUAAUUAACCCAGCGAUCCAUUGGCGCUUUUUUAAAAAUACAGGAGUUUGUACUCGAGGGAGAACAUGGGUUCAUCUCACAUGUCCAGAUACGUGCAACCCCACAGCAACACAUGCCGGACACCCGUGACCGUUAGGCUGUAGGCACACUAGAAAGAGGCCGGUCUGCCAUGUAGCAGCGGUCUGUCUGCAUUUGAACAGUAAAAAAUAGUUUCCUCUUCUCCAUGUCUUGUUCUAAAACAUCCAUCCUGUGUUGCUUGGGCUUGGCCCUAGCCGCGUAUUUUAGAGACAUCAACAUUCCUUAGUGUAUGUGAAACGGGCUUAAUCUAACACAGGAUGUAUGGAUUUAUGUCCUUUUCCUCCUCGGCACGGCGGAUUUGUUUAUGCAUUCCUAAAUCCCCACUUCACUUACUUAUCGUUACAAGUACGGGGAGCUCUACUGGGGAGGUCAUUUUUCCUUCAGGGCUGUACAGGACACAGAUUGUCCCUUCACCCCUUAAAAUGAUUAAUCCUUUGUUAGUAUUCGCUGUCUAUUGACUGGCUGAUAUGUUUUUAUUUAACAAAAGCAGAACGAACCUUUAGGAGAUAUGUGCUAGAGGGGCCAACGGGGACAAAAAAUAAGCAAUUGUCAAAUUAAUGAGAACAGCUUCCUGAAAGAAACCAUAUUCUCAGGCAACUCAAAGUCGAGCUCCACAGAGGGACUCUAGGUCUCCCUACAGAGGCACUCGGGGACCAAAGGGUGAUGGAGAUGGAGGUGACCAUUCUCGUUUUUGCUUCCUGUUUCCCUUUUCUAAUCGUUAAGUCUAAAACCUCUUUUGAAGCUUGAACCACUGUUGGCAUUUCUAGAAAGCAACUGUAAUAGGGGCUAGUGCUUUUCUUUCUUUCUUUCUUUCUUUCUUUCUUUCUUUCUUUCUUUCUUUUUUUAGUAUGACUGUAUUUUGUUUUGUUUGUUUGUUGAGGCCAGCUUCACCCCAUAAUUUUUUUUAAAAAAAUUUCAUUUUUUACAUUUAAAAAAAAUGCAAGUUUUUUUUUCCCAAAGAAAUGGAGAGUCCUGUGGCUGCUAUCCCGGCCUAAUGCCAGUUUUUAACCAUGUUGGGUUGUGCUGCAGGGAAAUGCCAGUUAGCCUGUUGCUUCUUUAACACAGCUGCCUGUGAACAAAGAAGCGCUGAUAGAUGUCUCCCGGUGGGGGUGCUGUUGGUAUUUGGAUCUGGGUAAAUCCUUGCUGUGCUGAAAUGUACCACAUGUUGCAAGAUGUUCAGUAUCCUGGGCUCCUGGUGACUCAACACCAGACAUUGUGAGAACCGGAAAAAAAGAAAAGAAAAGAAAAGAAAAGAAAAGAAAAGAAAAGAAAAGAAAAGAGAAGAAAAAAGCUUCCCGUUUGCCUGCAUAGAAGGAUAAACCCCUCACCUGAGUGCCACUGUCUCCUGCAACAAGGGUACAUGGGGGAACCUGCCUGUCUCUAAAUACCAUGUCUACUGCCUUGCACGUCUCUACCCACUUCUCUUUCAAAGCCUUCUGCUUAGAUGCAGCUUAAACUGGCCUGUUCCCUAGAAAAGAGCUUCCUAGGUAGUCUUGUCCAUUACGGUGGGCAGCGUGACAUGGCCUGAUAUUUCUGGAGGGUACACGAAGCAAGUCUUGUUCAUUACUUCUGUGUUACUUCAGAACUAGACUCCUGGUUGCCAGAACACAGUGUCUCUGAGUAAAACACUGGUCUUUGGAACUCAGCAUUGGAUUCUACCUGGUCAUACUGAAGACCGAGUUGCAAAAAGAGUCUCCCUUCCUCCUGUUGACAACGGAGUUAAUCCACACAAAAAGACACGGGGACUCCCUCGUGUAAACAUCCACACGGUUCCGCUUUCCUAAUAAGACGUGCAAAUAUGACAUGUUGGCAGGAACGUAGGUAAACUGGAUUGCAUUCAUGCUGUUCACACCACAGACGGGCAAAACGAAAUGAGUUUUCCCCCAGGUGUAGCUCGAUCAAGCUGUGCUAACCGUACAGAAAGACGCUCUUUACGCCACUGAAAUUAAAUAGUCAGUGGGUCUUGAAAAAUAUUUAGAUGAAUUGCAGCUAGCUGCAAGGAUGGAAUUAAUUCCUCCCAUUCUUCACAUUAAAAUUCUGAAGACUCCCCGCCCCUCCCCCUUCUUUUAAGCAUAGCAACUUGGAGUCAGUAAAGGUGGCCAUAGCGUAAACCUAUAGAUGGUGCUUUAAAACAAAAUCGUAUCUUUCUUAAUAGCAGUAUUUUUUAAAGCAGAGAAUAGACUGAAAGAAGUAAAUGCGGCAGAACGCUGUUCCACACUCAGGUAAAUUUUGUGGUUUAUUAAAAUGCCAAUAAUAUUUGUGCACUUGCCAGCGUCAGGGGCUUUUCCCUUAAUGGAUGCUCUCGGUGUGAUUUUUUUCCUCUUCUUUAACUGUAUCGUUACAUUGUUUAGAGAGCAUCCACCACCAGGAUUUGCCACCGUAGUGAUAACUAGCAUUAGGAAAGAAUUACCGAGAACUGAGGGUCAAACCACUUUCAUCACCUAAACGACAGGCACUAGUUCUUUAGUAUUUCUUCAGUGGCUUGGGUGUGCCCAUGUAUUCAAAGCAUUCCGCACGAAUUUUACCAGUUAAAUACCGGCUGAAAAGUCAGACCAGUCUCUCUCCGCACCUCCUCUCUCUGUAACAAUGUUUCGUUUUUGUUUUGUUUUUUUCCCAUAAUGAGCUGUCUGUGUUCUUUUGUUAUUUCAAACUUUGGUUCAAGUGGUAGCAAUGGUACACACUGUGAUGGUGGGGAGACUAGCUGGGUGAGUCUCUAGUGUGUGAUCUAAUCUUUACAUGGGUGUGCUAUCUGUGGGUGUUGAUAACUGGAACUGUACCCGGACAACACGACAGUUUCUCUCUCUUCCUGUUCCUGAUUCACUACUAUAUCAUAGUACGUGGGUAUGACCCCUGCGAGUAUCCACACCGAAGCCUAUGUAUUCCACAAUUGUAACCUGAAAGACCAUGCAUUAUCUUUUUUUAAUUCAUACUGGUGUUUGUGUUAUUUAAAGUGGAAAAUUAUACCCUAUCUAGUAGUAUAAUGUAAUAUAAUAGGAUACUCCGCUGUGCACAGUUCCAAGUGCCUUAGAACAUUGUUUAGCUUUCCUAAGUAUACGUAAAUGCAUAUAUGUGUGUAUAAAAUUGGGAAAUGUUACCUCAAUAAAGUCAUUGGGAAAUCCUA